Messenger RNA from Didymodactylos carnosus, 368 nucleotides. The record is from the annotation of a GenBank genome assembly. Lineage: Eukaryota; Metazoa; Rotifera; Eurotatoria; Philodinida; Philodinidae.
UUGGUUGACAAACAGUGAGUACAUUUUCAUGUACGUGCAACCAAUGUUAUAAAGUAAUACUGCUUUUCUUAACUUCGAAUUUCCUACAAGCUGCCUACUUAUAGAUACCAAUACCACCAAUACCAAAUGGUAUUGGUAUUGGAAGUAUUGGUAUUGUUACAUCCCUAAUUUUAUUAUUAGUGGAUAUUGUUAGUUUAUGUUAUUCGUCAGAAAUUGAUGAAAUAUCGGUCAGACAACUUGAAGAUGUUAUUUUACAUCAUAAUGAUUUAGUCAGAAAACUUUAUUCAAACACUCUCAAACAAAAAUACCAUUUUUUAUUGCAUUUACCUCGUGAAAUGGCACUUUUUGGUCUGUUAAAGGACACAUAA